Molecule: messenger RNA, 381 nt
Organism: Alternaria conjuncta
Lineage: Eukaryota; Fungi; Ascomycota; Dothideomycetes; Pleosporales; Pleosporaceae
Exons: 2
Coding region: 1-381 (126 amino acids)
Source: RefSeq, a predicted model, not a curated record
AUGUCCUACGUGUGGGGAGAUAUGUAUGACCGCGUCGACAUUCUGGUCGAUGGUUGCAACUUCAAGAUCACCAAAAACCUCCACGACGCUCUCGAAAAUCUGAAAUCACCAACGUCAAUCAGAAUACUGUGGACCGACCAAGUGUGCAUCGAUCAAUACCACAACACGGAGAAACAGGAUCAAGUUCAUAUGAUGGACGAGAUCUACAAAGCAGCGGAUGGUGUCGUCGUGUACCUCGGUCAGUCCACGGAGCAAACUGAGAUAGACAUGCAGCAUCUGCAGUCGUUCAUGGAAAGAUAUGGCCAGAGAGAAGAGAGCCCAUGGUCACACAUCGCAAUUCCCGAGCUCGAACAGAGCGCACAAGAUUCGCUGGACCUGUGA